Setaria italica (foxtail millet) is the source of this 2501-nucleotide messenger RNA. RefSeq names its product muscle M-line assembly protein unc-89. Gene Ontology annotation, molecular function: calmodulin binding. The transcript is spliced from 3 exons. Bases 204 to 2189 code for a protein of 661 amino acids. NCBI's taxonomy places the organism in Eukaryota, Viridiplantae, Streptophyta, Magnoliopsida, Poales, Poaceae. The record is from RefSeq and is a predicted model, not a curated record.
CCCGAGGCUCCAACUCAUCACCCAGCGACCCCUUCCUUCUCCAGUUCUCCCCCUCUCUCGACCAGCUGCUCGUCCCUUCGGCGGCGGCGCGGCGGCAAGCGAAGCCAUUUCCUCCCGGCGCACGGCACCGCGUCGCGCGGCCUCUGCCCGCCUGCGUCUCUGAAUCUCCAUCAAGGAUCGGCGCGGGAGCUCCUGUGCUUCUAAUGACUGAAGAAGUGAUCAAAGAGGUCAUCACCUCAACUCCUGCAUCAGCUGAUCCAAAGUGCGAAGACCUCCUCAUAAACUCUCCAGUGAUCAUAGAUGGUACCAGCACGACGCUUGAUGUUAAGAGGAAGGAGAAGCCAGUCCCACAUUACCGAAGAGCAUCCAGUAGGUCUUGCCAUGACAACUGCAAGUUUGGGAUCAAGCAUUCCCCUGAACCCAAAAAGUACUGGCCUAUUAGUCGCAAGCAACUGCGCCGUGCGAGUGCUGGGAGCCAUGAACGUGACAGGGUUGAAAUCAUACUACCGAAAACAGCCAGGCCAAGAAAGGAGGACCAGAAGCUGAAAAAUUCUCAUGAAAAAGAUGGUGAUGCUACUGCUCCUGGCAAGCCUGAAUUCACCAAUCCAAAGGCACCUCUCGAAAGAGCACCUGAUCAUUUUAGCAGUAUUUCCUGCGUGGAAGAUUUGUCAGCUGAAGCAUCUGAACCUAUUGUGGCAGAAAUGCUUCCAACUGACGCAGAAUGCUUCGUCAUCUCUCAUGAUGAUGUGGAAGACUGUGAAGAUCGAGUUUCAUCAGAUGGAGCUGAAAGCAUUGAGCUGGAGAUGCCAUUAGCUAUCCAGGACAUUGAUGAAUCUGAUGAACAAACAGAGGAUGCCAUUCUGCCUGCUAACAAUGUAUGUGAAGUUGGGCAACCGUCACUUGUGGAUCAUUUGCCUGAUCAAUCAGCAAAUGAGUGUGCAAGUUCAGAUAAGAGGACUAGUCAGGCUGUGAUAGCAUCAGAGAAGCAUGAACAAGCUGCAUUUGGGACUAAAUCAAAGGGCUCAGCUAAUAAACCAGAAAAACCAAAGGUGAAAGCGACAUCGAGUGUAACAAGGAACACUGUUUCAAGCCAGAGAAAUGGAAGAGCAUCGCAUCUGAAAGCUACUGGUGCAGCAGAUGAAAGCUCCAGGGGACCAAAGACAAUAAGAAAAACUGCAGAUGCUACUGCUGCUAAAAAGUUCAGUAAGCCAGAGAGGAAAUUUAGCUCAAAUGUUGCAUCAGCUGCACCAAAAGCUAAAGAGAUCAAAGUACCAUCACCAUCGAAUGCAAUGGAUUCAUCUGCCAAACCUCCUAGGUUGGCCAAACCGAAAGCUACGACAGCCAAGAAAGCUCCUUCUCCAUCACUUUCUUCAGGGAAACAGACUGACAGAGAGAUGAAAGAAAAGAAUGUUGCCAAGAAUGCUCAAGUUUUGAAAAAGAAGGGAGACGAGAAGGUGAUACCAGGUCCAUUGAAACUGUCUCGUUCAUUAAACAUGUCUGGAAAGUCUAUCACGAGCCUCAGGUUGAAAUCAAUCAGAAAAGACAAAUUUGCUCCCCCAAUCAAGAGUAGCAAGAAGGUUUCUGAAACAGAAAAUUCAGUCACUGAUGCUAAGAACGCCAAGGAGAAAUUUCUGAAGAUGGCUUCACCAAAAGUGCGAAAACCAGAGGUUAACAACAAAGUGACACGACCUCCUCGCAAAGAAAAAUCUGACACUCCAAGAACUGCUAUCGCAAGGAGACCAAAGCCUGCACCCAUCACCUCCUCAAGCACCAUGGCACCAGCUCCACAGCCUCGCAAGCUGACUUUCCGCCGCGGCAAGGUGCUGAACCCCGACGAGAGCAGCAGCACCCCGAGGCGGCUCCGGUUCAGGUCUGCCAUGGCUGUGGCAGACACGAGUGGUUCCAGGAGCAGAGGCAGCAGGAUCACUGGCAGGAGGAAUGGCAUCAGCAUCGCGGCGAAAGACCCUGGCGCUGAGGUCGUCGUGCUGCGACGGCGGCAGGAUGGCAAGGAGGUGAAGAAGCAGGAGCAGGUGCUGCUCAACAACGUGAUCGAGGAGACGGCGAGCCGGCUCGUUGCCGAGGCGCGGAAGAGCAAGGUGAAGGCCCUCGUUGGCGCCUUUGAGACUGUCAUCUCGCUGCAGGAGACCGGCAAGGCUUCUGCUCCAGCGGCGGCAAGCGUGGCGCCAUGAGCGUCUCUUGAUCUGAAUGUUUGGACCUUCUCCCUUUUUUUGUGACUGUAAAUGCGGUUUUGCUAGCUCGUUUGCCUUGUUACUCCAAUAAUACAUAGCUCCCAUAUAUACAUCCUCCAAAAGAAAAGAAAAGCCUGUAAAACAAUUAAGUUUUUGGAUAGGAGUUUUUUGUCCUCUGUUGUAGACCAAAGGAGAGUUUGGCAUUAAUUGCACUGCAUAUGGUUUACCACCAAGGUACUCUAAUGAUGCACUACUAAACUUGCGUGUUUCAGAAAGGAAAUAAGAAGGUACACCAAAUUCAGUUCUGUUUCA